AAGCACAGGAUCAAACACUGGCACAAGCACAGGCUCGGACACUGGCACAAGCACAGGCUCGAACACUGGCACAAGCACAGGCUCGACCACUGGCUCAAGCACAGGCUGGAACACUGGCACAAGCACACGCUCGAACACUGGCACAAGCACAGGCUGGAACACUGGCACAAGCACAGGCUUGAACACUGGCACAAGCACGGGAUCAAACACUGGCACAAGCACAGGCUCGAACACUGGCACAAGCACAGGCUGGACCACUGGCUCAAGCACAGGCUCGAACACUGGCACAAGCACAGGCUCGAACACUGGCACAGGAACUGGCUGGAGCACUGGCACAGGCAUUGAAACAUCGAUGAGCCCAACUUUGACCACAACUUCAGAUCGUUUGGUAGCGUUGACCACAGGAACAGGAUCAAAAACUGGCACAAGCACAGGCUCGAACACUGGCACAAGCACGGGCUCCAGCACUGGCACAAGCACAGGCUCGAACACUGGCACAAGCACAGGCUCAAACACUGGCACAAGCACAGGCUUGAACACUGGCACAAGCACAGGAUCAAACACUGGCACAAGCACAGGCUCGACCACUGGCACAAGCACAGGCUCGACCACUGGCUCAACCACAGGCUGGAACACUGGCACAGGCACAGGCUCGACCACUGGCUCAAGCAUAGGCUCGACCACUGGCUCAAGCACAGGCUCGAACACUGGCACAAGCACAGGCUCGACCACUGGCUCAACCACAGGCUGGAACACUGACACAAGCACAGGCUUGAACACUAGCACAAGCACAGGCUCGACCACUGGCUCAAGCACAGGCUUGAACACUGGCACAAGCACAGGCUCGAACACUGGCACAAGCACAGGCUCGAACACUGGCUCAAGCACAGGCUCGAACACUGGCACAAGCAUAGGCUCGACCACUGGCUCAAGCACAGGCUCGAACACUGGCACAAGCACAGUCUCGAACACUGGCAAAAGCACGGGCUGGAGCACUGGUACAAGCACAGGCUCGAACACUGGCACAAGCAGAGGAUCAAACAAUGGCACAAGCACAGGCUGGAACACUGGCACAAGCACAGGCUUGAACACUGGCACAAGCACGGGAUCAAACACUAGCACAAGCACAGGCUUGAACACUGGCACAAGUACAAGCUCAACCACUGGCUCAAGCACAGGCUGGAACACUGGCACAAGCACAGGCUGGAACACUGGCACAAGCACAGGCUCGACCACUGCCUCAAGCACAGGCUGGAACACUGACACAAGCACAGGCUCGAACACUGGCACAAGCACAGGCUCAACCACUGGCUCAGGCACAGGCUGGAACACUGGCACAAGCACAGGCUCCAUCACUGGCACAAGCACAGGCUCGAACACUGGCACAAGCACAGGCUCAACCACUGGCUCCAGCAAAGGCUCGAACACUAGCACAAGCACAGGCUGGAACACUGGCACAAGCACAGGCUCGAACACUGGCACAAGCACAGGCUCGUCCACUGGCUCAAGCACAGGAUCAAACACUGGCUCAAGCACAGGAUCAAACACUGGCACAAGCACAGGCUCGGACACUAGCACAAGCACAGGCUCGACCACUGGCUCCAGCACAGGCUGGAACACUGGCACAAGCACAGGCUCAAAGACUGGCACAAGCACAGGCUCGAACACUGGCUCAAGCACAGGCUCGAACACUGGCACAAGCACAGGCUCGACCACUGGCUCAAGCAUAGGCUGGAACACUGGCACAAGCACAGGCUCGAACACUGGCACAAGCACGGGCUCCAGCACUGGUACAAGCACAGACUCGAACACUGGCACAAGCAGAGGAUCAAACAAUGGCACAAGCACAGGCUCGAACACUGGCACAAGCACGGGAUCAAACACUGGCACAAGCACAGGCUUGAACACUGGCACAAGCACAAGCUCAACCACUGGCUCAAGCACAGGCUGGGACACUGGCACAAGCACAGGCUCGAACACUGGCACAAGCACAGGCUCGAUCACUGGCACAAGCACAGGCUCGAACACUAGCACAAGCACAGACUCAACCACUGGCACAAGCACAGGCUCGACCACUGGCACAAGCACAGGAUCAAACACUGGCACAAGCAGAGGCUUGAACACUGGCAUAAGCACAGGCUUGAACACUGGCACAAGCACAGGUUCGAACACUGGAACAAGAACAGGCUCGACCACUGGCUCAAGCACAGGAUCAAACACUGGCACAAGCACAGGCUCGAACACUAGCACAAGCACAGGCUCGACCACUGGCUCAAGCCCAGGGUGGAACACUGGCACAAGCACAGGCUCGAACACUGGCACAAGCACAGGCUCGACCACUGGCACAAGCACAGGCUCGAUCACUGGCACAAGCACAGGCUCGAACAGUGGCACAAGCACAGGAUCAAACACUGGCACAAGCAGAGGCUCGACCACUGGCUCAAGCACAGGCUUGAACACUGGCACAAGCACAGGCUCGAACACUAGGACAAGCACAGGCUCGACCACUGGCUCCAGCACAGGCUCGAACACUGGUACAAGCACAGGCUCAAAGACUGGCACAAGCACAGGCUCGAACACUGGCACAAGCACAGGCAAGAGCACUGGCUCAAGCACAGGUUCGAACACUGGAACAAGAACAGGCUCGACCACUGGCUCAAGCACAGGAUCAAACACUGGCACAAGCAGAGGCUCGACCACUGGCUCAAGCACAGGCUGGAACACUGGCACAAGCACAGGCUCGAACACUAGGACAAGCACAGGCUCGACCACUGGCUCCAGCACAGGCUGGAACACUGGCACAAGCACAGGCUGGAACACUGGCACAAGCACAGGCUCGAACACUGGCACAAGCACAGGCUCGACCACUGGCUCAAGCACAGGCUGGAACACUGGCACAAGCACAGGCUCGAACACUGGCACAAGCACGGGCUGGAGCACUGGUACAAGCGCAGGCCCGAACACUGGCACAAGCAGAGGAUCAAACAAUGGCACAAGCACAGGCUCGAACACUGGCACAAGCACAGGCUUGAACACUGGCACAAGCACGGGAUCAAACACUGGCACAAGCACAGGCUUGAACACUGGCAGAAGCACAAUCUCAACCCCUGGCUCAAGCACAGGCUGGAACACUGGCACAAGCAGAGGCUGGAACACUGGCACAAGGGGAGGCUCGAUCACUGGCACAAGCACAGGCUCGAACACUAGCACAAGCACAGGCUGGAACACUGGCACAAGCACAGGCUCGAACACUGGAACAAGACCAGGCUCGAUCACUGGCUCAAGCACAGGAUCAAACACUGGCACAAGCACAGGCUCUACCACUGGCACAAGCACAGGCUUGAACACUGGCACAAGCACAGGCUCGACCACUGGCUCAAGCACAGGCUGGAACACUGGCACAAGCACAGGCUGGAACACUGGCACAAGCACGGGCUGGAGCACUGGUACAAGCACAGGCUCGAACGCGGGCACAAGCAGAGGAUCAAACAUUGGCACAAGCACAGGCUCUACCACGGGCACAAGCACAGGCUUGAACACUGGCACAAGCACAAGCUCAACCACUGGCUCAAGCACAGGCUGGAACACUGGCACAAGCACAGGCUCAAACAAUGGCACAAGCACAGGCUCGAUCACUGGCACAAGCACAGGCUCGAACACAAGCACAAGCACAGGCUGGAACACUGGCACAAGCACAGGCUCGAACACAAGCACAAGCACAGGCUCGACCACUGGCUCAAGCCCAGUCUGGAACACUGGCACAAGCACAGGCUCGACCACUGGCUCAAGCCCAGGCUGGAACACUGGCACAAGCACAGGCUCGAACACUGACACAAGCAGAGGAUCAAACAUUGGCACAAGCACAGGCUCGAACACUGACACAAGCAGAGGAUCAAACAUUGGCACAAGCACAGGCUCGAACACUGGCACAAGCACAGGCUUGAACACUGGCACAAGCACGGGAUCAAACACUGGCACAAGCACAGGAUCAAACACUGGCACAAGCACAGGCUCGAACACUGGCACAAGCACAGGCUCGACCACUGGCACAAGCACAGGCUUGAACACUGGCACAAGCACGGGAUCCAACACUGGCACAAGCACAGGCUCGACCACUGGCUCAAGCACAGGCUCGAUCACUGGCACAAGCACAGGCUCGAACACUGGCACAGGAACAAGCUGGAGCACUGGCACAGGCAUUGAAACAUCGAUGAGCCCAACUUUGACCACAACUUCAGGACCAUCAACUCACACCAUUGACAACUGUAGUGUGGAGAUACAGACAGGGGAGACUUCAUAUAGCGGUUUUGUAUUUUUCCUCUGCAACUUUGACAGGCUGGGCAUCAGUACUUUACAGUAUCAAACAUACUGGUUUGUCAACGGCAUUUCAGUUUCCAUCAAAAGCAUUGCCCCGUGGACUGACAACUUUGUGAACAGUUCCCGGUUGACUGAAGAUGAUCUUAAAGGUUCAGGGUUCACCAAGUUUGGUUUUGAUGUGCGGUGUAGUGUCAGAGUACGGGACACAGCUGAUGGCUUCCCGGGACCGACACGAACGAGUUCGCCUCAAUUUGCAGGAAUAAAGAUAGUGAAUCCGACCAUAUCUGUAAAACAAGGUCAAACAAAAUCUCUGUCUGUAACUUCAACAGUUCCAAUCAAAUGUGGCACAUUGUUUAACGACUGUAGAGUCAGGUUGGAAGUAACAGCUCAAAACUCCGAAGACAACACAGAAUGUAAGCCAGAAGCAUUUGUACAGACAGACUGCAAUGUGCCCCUGCAAUAUGCCAACGUGGAAUAUAAUAUUACUGUCCUUGGAGAAAUAAUUGUGGAUAAUGGCGAAUUUAAUGGCUUAACAAAAUUAACUCUGACAACUAUAUCCAACGAGAUGCCGUUCUUUUCGGAUUAUGAAGUUGGGAUAGCUUCGGUGGAGGUGACAAAGGACAGCUCUUCAAAUAUCAACGUUGGGAAGGCAUGCCAUGCUGUGUGUGAUCCUCACAUGCUGACUUUCGAUGGCAGAUACUACGAACACCAGUUUACAGGUCACUUUGUUUUGUACAAGAACUACGAGCAUAACACCGAGGUACAAAUGUCAACCACUCCCUGUUAUUAUAGACCAAGGUGUCCAUGUGCCAUAGCUGUAAGGUCGGGACGAACUGUCUUCCGCCUUGACCGGUGUGCUGGUGAAAUAGCACCCUGGGAAAUCGGGUUUGCUUCAUGUGGAGAUCACCUUGGGGACAUGAUCGUGAAAAAAAGGGGAUCUUUGUAUGAGGUAUUUUUGCCUACCGGAACAACUAUCAAGGUUUACUUACAAAGACUGUAUCUGAAUGUGUACAUCUAUCCAUCCGUCGAUGAUAUAAACCAUACAUCCGGGCUGUGUGGAACACUGACUGGAGACUGCUCAGAUGACUUUAAACUGAAGAAUGGGGCUUAUUCGACCGCACCAAAUGCAGGAGCUCAGUGUUCCGGUGCUGGAUUCUGGGAAACCUUUCAAGACUUUUCAAGUUCAUGGAGUCUGGAUAGGAACAAGUCCCUGUUUGACGACGAUGUUGUAAACGGCUUGGACGCCAACACGAAUGUUUCUUUCUCCUAUUGUGGGUGUAAGCCUAACGAAGAUCCCUCUUCAACUUCUGGGCAGAACAGCAUUGUAUGUUCUGCGAACAAAGCAAAGCAGUGCAUAUACCCACCAAAUUUCACAGGGGUAACUCAAACGAAUCGAUGUUCAAUCAGUAAAAAAAAGAAGAAGAGAUCAGCUGACUUAGAACCAGUUCCUGUUAUACGGAAGCGAAGGUCAACAGGAUGGACAGAGCAGACAGCACGUGCCUACUGUGAAGGCCUCUUUAAUGUUUCUACUGCCAUCACCACGUGUCAAAACAUAGAUGAAACAAGCAUAGAGCAGAGUAAAGAGGACUGCGUUUUGGAUAUACAGCUGACGGGCGAUACAUACUUCUCCGACAUGGCCGUGGAGACAGCAAAGGAACAAUGUGGCAGAAAGGUCAUGAUGAACGCCACAGUCGCUGCUAGAGCUGCUGCAGCGAAUGAAAGCAACGAAAGACCGUGGGAGCAGUUUCAGCGGGUCUCCUGCACCAACGAAUGUAGUCACAGAGGAACGUGUGUAGAAGGCGAAUGUCAGUGUAAGACUGGCUAUGGAGCCUUAGACUGCUCUGUAGACAUCUCUGAACCGCCAAAAACAUUUGGCCUGAGGGAGGACGGUGUCUGCGAUGUUGCCUCUCACCCCUGCAACGCCAGCCACGUGCUUACAGAGUAUAUCGUGGAGAACAGUUACAGUAAUUGUCGCACUAGAUUCUUCGAGAUAGACAACAACAAUACCAUAACCUAUGGUGAAGUUUUAACUCGGACACUCGAAGUGGAAAGCUUUGCUGAAGGCGUCUGUUCUCUGCCUGCUGCCCGUCUUGAAGUUAGCGUCUCCAUCACCGUUGCCCGUGGUUACCUGGUGUCAGUCUCCAAUAAUGGUCAAACAUUCAGUGAUGAAAGUCCAGUCGUCAUCUUCAACUCAACAUGUCAGGAGUGUGAUGUCAAUAACAACGUCGUCACUUGCAGCUUUGUGAGCCAGGCCUGUAAGAAUGGUGACAUCUGUGUUCCCGCCGGUUCCCCUCACCCACUCGAUAACUGUCACGUGUGCUCAGAUGGCCAAUGGGUAUCGAGUACAGCGUUUGAUAAGAGGUGUAAUCCGGACAAUAAUGUGUGGAUAAUUGUUGGUGCUCUUGCUGGGGCACUAGUUCUUGGCCUGUUGAUUGCGUUGGCCAUGUGGAUCUUCUUACAUUUCAGAUCGCCGCCAACAUCAAAUUCAUCUGCAGCAAGAAAGAACUGACGGAACAUAACUGGGAAACCGUUAAAUAUUUUAUUACGAAACUAUGUACAUGUAUCAAGCACAUGCUGAACUUGUGGCUUUUUUUUGUUUUGUAUUUCCGAAAAACAAUUUUGUGUUUGGAUUUAAACUCAAUACUCGUAGCAUUCGUUUCCGGAACAUAACUCGGAAACCAUUUGAUAUUUUAUUGUGAAACAUUGCAUAAGUUUCAAACACAUGCUGAACUGGUGCCUUUUGCUGUUUCCUUGGCAACACGUUGGACUUAACAGGUUUCUUACAUAACCAAAGAGUAACUUAGCAAUCAGGUGGAUUGUGUAUUUCUGAAUCAUGUAUCCAUUAUUGUUUUCAUAUAUUAUCCAUGAAACGUUAUACCUAUAUUAACACAGUACUGAAACUGUUAUGCUAUUUUUGAUUUUGAAGUGGAUUUAGGGUUGUCUGAGAACCGUUACCAAAAUUACCUAAUUGACAUGUUUGUGUGAAUGGUGAAACAAAACCACUACAGUGUAUAUACAAGUGGCACCCAUACAAGCCUACUUUCUCCUGAUGGAUUUAACAAUUUACUUCGUGCUUGCAAUCAGGCCAUUCACAAAACAUCUCUGCACUGAUGGCUUAAUGGUUUUUUUUGUUCUGGAGUUACCCUCCGUGUACAUUCACUACAGAAUGAACAAACAAAAUACGAAUGCACCCGAUGGCGGGGAAUAUUGAUAACGCUGUUUUCUUGUUCUAUUAAUCAAUGACAUGUCAAAAUUAAAUUGUAACCCGGGCCACGAGGCCUCCAAUACUGAAUAAACUAUAUCUGUCAUAA
Haliotis rufescens (red abalone) is the source of this 7628-nucleotide messenger RNA. Its product is annotated as serine-rich adhesin for platelets-like. Gene Ontology annotation, molecular function: biotin binding. The coding region runs from base 353 to 6826 and encodes 2157 amino acids. The record is from RefSeq and is a predicted model, not a curated record. NCBI's taxonomy places the organism in Eukaryota, Metazoa, Mollusca, Gastropoda, Lepetellida, Haliotidae. The transcript is spliced from 18 exons.